This is a messenger RNA of Saprolegnia diclina VS20, 1068 nucleotides long. RefSeq lists its product as hypothetical. NCBI's taxonomy places the organism in Eukaryota, Oomycota, Saprolegniomycetes, Saprolegniales, Saprolegniaceae. The transcript is spliced from 3 exons. The record is from RefSeq and is a predicted model, not a curated record. Bases 1 to 1068 code for a protein of 355 amino acids.
AUGAUGACCGAGGCCGAGCGCACCCGGCUGACCAAGUCGCCGUCGCAGCUGCUGCUCGUGCCCCGCCACGAGCGGGCCAAGCCAAUCUUCUACGGCGUCGAGUGCUUCUCGCCGACGCUCAUCGACUUUUACUCGGUCGGCGACGACACGCGCCUCCUCUGGAGCUCGCGCGUCCAUCGCAAGACGUUUCGCACGCUGCACAUGGCGCUGGACCCGACUGCGCCGCGCCACUGGCUGCUUCACUCGUGGAGCUUCUGGUCGGCGCUCCUCUCGGUGCUGGGUGCGGCGCUUUUCUUGUACGCAAGCGCCAACGAGGCGGCGUACCAUCCGCAUGCGACGACUCAAACCAACUCGAACUUGACGCAGCCGGACUUUCCGCUCUCGCUCGUCCGCGAGACGAUCGAUUUGCCACUCUUGUUGGGCGCGGCGAGCUUCUUUGCGUCGUACCUUCUUACGUUCCUCGAGGUCAUCAACUGCUGCCACGACCUCGACCUUUGGCUCUACGACUAUAUCCACGGCCUCCCGUCGCGCCGCAAGAAGAAGUGGUUUGGGUACUACCCGUAUCGCAUCGACUAUUGGAGCGCCGUGCUCGGCAUUCUGGGCUGGGCCUUUCUUCUGCAAGCGCGCGGCUUUGUCUGCCGGCACGAACUCAACGUGUUUGGCGUCGUGAACCUCACGCGCGGGAACCCCCGCAUCUUUUGGGGGUUCUGGGUCCCGAGUCUCGUCGGCUACUUUAGCCUCUUUAUGAGUGCUUACCUCAUGCACGUCGAGGUCAUUCACCGCUGGUUUGUCAUUCGACUCGGACUCCUCGACUUUUGGGUCACCGGGCUCGGCUGGCUUGGCAUUCUGCUCCUAUUCACGUGCUCGUUUACGCAAUUCAUUGACCCGCUCAACCUCUUUGUCGCGGAUGCAACCUCGAUGCGGGCGUUCCAAGCCGGCGCGUGGGCCCUUUUUGCGUCCGGCGUCCUCAGCCUCUUUGAAGUCAACACUCUGCACUCGCCGCUGCGCCACCCUGCGUACGGCAAGCUGCGCCGUGCGAACUCCAUGGGUCGCUACGGCGCGGUAUAA